CUCUGCCACCACCCCGACAUGAACUGCACGCACAAUGCAGCUUAAAGCAUGACCGAUGCCCCCCCUCCCCCCUCGAAACUUCUCACCCCUCCACUACAACACACCCUCCUCACUCCACCUCGCCCUCUUCUCUCUCCACCUCUCCCUCUCCGCCGACUCCAAAGCCCUCCCAUUUUGAAAACAUGAUCUUCGACAUCUCCGCCUUCUGUAUCUGAACCGAUUCUGUCUCUACCUCACGCACACGACCGUAACGACCGACCGAUCGCGAGCGACUUGCUGUCUACCUUACUACCUGCCAUCCUCUCCGCGGCGCCCUCACUGUCCGCAGCGCCGACGCUGCCGCUCCUCCUCCUCUGCAACUGCUUCUCCGCCCAAAGUCCACAAUGCCGACGCCCGAACGACACCAGUUGACCCUUAGUCAACUGGCUGAAUUCGACGAUCUCUUGACUGAUUCGCUGGUUGACCGAGUGUAUUACUGGACUACGAUUCGGAAGAUGAAGCACACUUACCAUCCCAAUCGCGGAGUAAAGACGGAUGCAGUGACGAAGAUUAUCGUCGGGGAUCUGGUCAAGAACAAGAACAUCACGGAAUCGUUGAAGCAAUUUCUAGAUUUGUCGGGCAUUCGGAAUUACAUCAACAAGCUCAAGAACGAAAGGUUAAAGGAUGACUUCCAGAAACAUGCCCGUCGUUACCUCUCGCUUUAUCUCCCAGAUUCCCCCUUCGAGGUCUCCGCUACCAAUCGCUACAACCUGACCAGACCAGAGGCUUGCGUUCUCGCUCGAAAGCCAUUGCGCAAGGGUGAUACUGUAAAGUACUUGACCGGUGCGAUGGUGAAGAUGUCGGAGAAGGAGGAGGAAGCGUACACCCAGGGCAAGACCGACUUUAGCAUCAUCUACUCUUCCCGCGUGGGAGGCAUGAGUUUGUUGCUGGGCCCCGCCAGAUUCGUCAACCACGAUUGCGAGCCGAACUCGAGGUUUAUCACCACCAACAAGGAGAACAUCCAGUUGAUCGUCUUGAGGGAUAUCGAAAUCGGCGAGGAAAUCACCGUGUGCUACGCGGACGACUAUUUUGGAGAUGGCAACAAGGAGUGCUUGUGCCGUUCAUGCGAAGCCGUGGCGAAGAAUGGAUGGACGUCGGAAGUGAGCGGGGAGCUACAGGAAGGGGAUUCGAGUAGCGUGGACAUGGAGUAUGCGCCUGCUAUGCGUCGAACCAGGUCGAAGCGGAAGAACGACAAUUUCGUGGAGUUACCCCCACCACCUCCCGAGAAGAGGCUCAAGCGAAAAUCCGACAAGGAGGACGUCCUGACCCCUCCAUACAGCGAUAGGGCAUCAUCCGAGGAUCCGAAGAUCCCGAAAGCUGCCGUCAUGUCUGUGGAAGUGGAACUCAAACCGCUGACGCCCGUCGAUAAUAUUCCACCUACACCGAUUACGAGCUCAGGAACGCCGGUGCCAUCGGCUAUCAAGACAUUCACCCUGGAUGAGACGGCAGAUAUCGCACAAUCGCUACUUGCUCUGGCGCAAUCUCCCAGCUACCACAAGCCGCGGUUUAGCCCGCAAAUGGGCACGUCCAGCACCUUUACGGACAGAGCACCAGAAUUCGGAAGAGCGCUGUCGUAUGGAUCUUUGGGGCAAACCAGCGCCAUCAAACCUCAGAAUGUUCCUUCUCGGAAUACUGUACCCCCGAUGUUUCAACCGGGUCCUUUCGUCGCGAGUCCUGUCGUCGAAAAUGCGUUUGGCAUUGGGGCAUCCAACUGGAGUAAUGGCAUCUCUGCGGUCACCGAAACGGCCCCUGAGGCGACACCGCGGUCUUCCAUCAGUAGCGAGGAUGCAGUCGUGAAAUCGGAACCAUCUGAGGCAUCCGAUUCGGGUCUCGAUAAGGGGCUUGCCAAAGAUAUGACACCACCGGCGUCGCAGAAGCCUAAUCCCGCGAGCUCGAAGAAGCGCAAGUCCAUCUCCAUGCCACCGUCCGAGCCAGCCCACAAGCGCAUCCCUGGAGAUUAUAUCAAUUUUUAUGAUUCCGACUGUAUUAAGUGUACCUGCAUGGACUGCCACGAAGACUUUAUCCAUAACGAUCGGUGGUAUGUUCCCAGGAGUUGCCGCAGAUGCGAGCGGCACAGCAAGAUUUACGGUCUUAUGUGGCCCAAGACUGUGAAGAGAAAGGGUGACUCGGAGGAUCAGAUCGAAGAUUAUCGCUCAGUACAGCGAUAUGUCACUGCGAGCGAGCACAGAAAGGAGCAGAAGCGCCUCGCAGCUUCCCAGCAGCAGCAAGUAGCACCGCGCCAGCAACACGUCAAGAGGGGAAGACGUUAGAUUACGCAUUUCAUUCCGGGUCAUCACCUUUUUUUUUCACGGCAGGUAUUGGCGGGGCAUAGUGAUCGAUUCUCGGCACGGUAAGGAGUUUUUGGUGUCUUGUUUUCUUCUCCUUUUACUACUUCCCUUCUGUACCAUUAACUUCGCUGUACAUGAUCUUUUUUCUUCUUCCUCUUCUCUGCUGUAAAGCAUUUGGAGCGUCUUUAGCAUACACAUGGGAAGGAGGGGGGGGGGGUUGUCUUCUUCCGACGCAUGCGCCAUCUUUAUAUACACCGCUGCUACGGGUUUCUGCAACUACCCUUACAUACCCUCCGACCCCGACCCCUUUAUAUUUGUACAUUUUGUUUCCUAUGUCUGUUUGUUUUGGUUUGGGAACUGCUGUCCUGCUCUGCUGUAGAUACCAUGGGUGUAGUGUACAGAGUCAUCAAUGUAUGUCACGAGUCCAAUAGUUAUAUAACUGAUCACGAG
Tricharina praecox is the source of this 2777-nucleotide messenger RNA. RefSeq lists its product as uncharacterized. Gene Ontology annotation, cellular component: nucleus. The transcript has 5 exons. Gene Ontology annotation, molecular function: histone H4K20 methyltransferase activity; protein binding. The coding region runs from base 384 to 2309 and encodes 641 amino acids. The record is from RefSeq and is a predicted model, not a curated record. Lineage: Eukaryota; Fungi; Ascomycota; Pezizomycetes; Pezizales; Pyronemataceae.